GAAAUGACACCGUGGGAAAGCUGAGCGCUUCAAACGGAGGUGCUUCGAGCAAACCUGUGCAGACGCACGUCUGGAAGACACAACAGGAACACUGAAGGACUAUUGUGGACCAGUCAGAAUGAAAAGGAAUCACGAUUUUAGCUCCUCGGACAGCGAGCUGGAUGAGACUAUUGAAGUGGAGAAGGAGAGCGCGGAUGAGAAUGGGAACAUGAGCUCUCCCCUCGGGUCCAUGUCCCCCACAACAUCUACUCAGGUGCAGGCGAGGAAAAGGCGUCGAGGAAUAAUUGAGAAACGACGCCGUGACAGGAUCAACAACAGCCUCAGUGAGCUCCGCAGACUGGUCCCCAGCGCCUUUGAGAAACAGGGUUCAGCCAAACUGGAGAAAGCAGAGAUUUUGCAGAUGACUGUUGACCAUCUGAAGAUGCUUCAUGCUGCUGGAGGCAAAGGCUAUUUUGACGCCCAUGCCCUGGCGAUGGACUACCGUGGUUUGGGUUUCAGGGAGUGCCUGGCUGAGACGGCCCGCUAUCUGAGCAUCAUCGAAGGCCUGGACGGCACAGACCCUCUGCGUAUCCGUCUGGUCUCCCACCUCAACAACUACGCCAGUCAAAGAGAGGCUCACUCUGGCCUGAGUCACCUGGCGUGGGGCUCUGCGUUCGGAUCCCCUCCUGCCCACCUCACCCACCCUCUCCUCCUCCAGCACCAACAAGCUGCACCGUUGGCACCUUUACCCCGCAGCGCCACCAGCAGCCCGCAAACUCCUCUCUCAACUACGUCCACCUCUUCCUCCUCCUCUUCUUCUUCAUCCUCAUCAGCUGCAGAGACUCACGUCCCAGGCAGGCGCAGCGGAAGCGCCACCCCUCACUCAGAUCAAGGCCCGAUCCGGGUUCCUCCCACCUCUGCGGCUCCCACCACCGUCCAACUCCCCGCCUUGGUCUCCUCAUCAGCAUCCAAACUCUCCCCUCCUCUUCUCUCCUCUCUCUCAGCGUUCCCCUUCCCCUUCAGCGCCUUCCCGAUCAUCUCCCCCACCACCGCCAUCAGCGCCCCAGUCCCAACAUCCAGUGUGGGCAAACCCUACAGACCCUGGGGUAUGGAGAUAGGAGCGUUCUGACUGAGAUGAAAACCUCAACACACUCAUAUAGACUCAACUCACUACCCAGCUGAGCUGGACCUUUAAGGACAAGACUUUUUAUUUUCCCAGCUAAGAAAGUACUAUUUUUUCUAUGACGUCCCACAGAGGAUACACCUAGCUAUAGGAUUUUUAUUUUCUUGCUAAUGCCUUGUGUUUUGUAUAGACGAGAGAGAAACAGUGAGGAGGGAGACCGCGACUAAAGAGCAACAAGAGUGAUUUAUUGUGAUUGAUCUCUGCUCCUGCCCACCGCUUUAGAAGUUUCACCCACUGUUGUUAGCCUAUCAGGAAUGGCUUUUCCAGAUGGUCAAGCAGUCGCCGCCCGUCAAGUUCCUGGGCGAAACUGUCCCCCCUUUGUUUUCCCUCUGCGCUGAAACACCCAGUGUCAGUGCCCUGGUUACAUACAGAGGGAAGGGGGUGUGAAAGGAGGGCUCGAGGUGGUUGAGAGUCACCCCCUUUUUACAGCAUUUUAUGGGGUGGAAUAACCGAAACCAGGUGUUUGUUUGACGAAACACUGGGAACAGAAGUUAGCUACCAGCUUGGUUGAAAUAAACAUGAUUUACCCACGACCUCUGAUGUUCCUUUGGUGCUUAAUUGUUUAAGCCUGCUUCCCUAAGUUAUGUUUCCUCUUUACAGUACAUUUUGUCGUAAACAGCCGAGGCGUCACAUAUGUUUUACCACUUACCACCUGUUCUGCUUUUUUUUUCAUUCCUCAUGUAAGUGAUGCUCGGGUGAUUUUUAUCACCUUGUCUACAAGUUAUUUUUGUGUGUCUGUUCACAGUAGCAGAUCUGUAAUUAUCAAGAGGGAGCUCGUUUGUAUCCGUCACAGUAGUUGCAGUAAAACAAGUCAAGGUUUCCUGCUUUCCACCUGAUGUUUUGGUGUCUCCUGAUAAACCUCACCGUGAGUUUGUAUAUUUUAUGGUUGUACAAAGCACAAGCAAGCACUGACAAAUCAGAUUUUCAAAGUAGUUGCUGGUGGUAAUGACAAUGACAACUUCCCUGUAAUAAAAGAGUUCUGUUAAA
Epinephelus moara (kelp grouper) is the source of this 2149-nucleotide messenger RNA. RefSeq names its product hes-related family bHLH transcription factor with YRPW motif 1 (gene hey1). Gene Ontology annotation, cellular component: nucleus. The transcript is spliced from 5 exons. Lineage: Eukaryota; Metazoa; Chordata; Actinopteri; Perciformes; Serranidae. Gene Ontology annotation, molecular function: RNA polymerase II cis-regulatory region sequence-specific DNA binding; DNA-binding transcription factor activity, RNA polymerase II-specific; protein dimerization activity. The record is from RefSeq and is a predicted model, not a curated record. The coding region runs from base 119 to 1108 and encodes 329 amino acids. Gene Ontology annotation, biological process: circulatory system development; regulation of transcription by RNA polymerase II; Notch signaling pathway.